AUGGCGGACGUGUCGUCGGUUGUUGUAGAAUCUGGUGAAAUUAGCUGUUCUGGAGUCGUCCUCGAUAUUGAACACGGCCUUGUUUUAACUGUUGGGGGUAUUUUAAAUGGAUCCAAAACACCAUGCUUUGAUCAAGACUUGAAAUUCUUUGAUAAUAAGGAAAGAUUAGAGAGACCUUCUGUGCAUGUCAUUUUGAAAACUUCACCGGCUAAGAAUACUCGAACAGAUGCCCCCAAAGAAUUUGUUAAGCUUUCUGCAGACAUUCUUGUUGCAUGGAAAGUGAAAGAUCUGCAUGAUCUUUUUCAACGGGUCUUCCCAGGUGACGAAUGGAAACUCGGAGAGACUCCAAUCCGAACAGAGUCAGAGAAGAGAGAAAAUUGCGACAAUAGAAGACAAGAAAUGGCCUGUCAGUCCAACAAAGAUUUGUCUAAGUUUGUUCUACUCCAAGUUAAUGAUCUAAGGAGGCAUCUAUUGCAAAGUGACUCAUGCUUAUUAGUUGAUCAGGAUGUCAGGCCAUGUGGCAGUAUCAGGCCUGGAGAUGCUGUUGUCACGGUGGGAACACCAUUUGGGUCAGAGUGUCCUGAAGUGUUUUUUAACAGUCUUAGCAAAGGGAUUGUGAGCAAUGUCAUCGGUUUGGAUUGUAUGGCGCUGUUGACUGAUGCUCGGGUCGUGCCUGGCUGUGAGGGUUGUCCUGUUUUUGUUUCAAGCAUGGAAAGGAAGAAUAUGUUAACUAAAGGAGCACUAUAUGGGAUAACUGUUGCACCAUUUUGCUGGCGACAAGGGGAGUUGAUAGGGUUAACACUUGUAUGCUCUAUUAGACAGAUACUUGUACAUCUCCGGCAGAUAUCUAACCCUGAAACAAUUCCUGUCCAAGUGAAUCAGUUACUUUCUCAUUCAAAUCUAAUGAAAGAUCAUCACCAUCUGGAAAACUUGCUAAAGCCAACAAACAAUGGACUACUAUGCUCACCAGAUAAUUCUAAUUCUGUGGCAAAAGUGAUGUCAUCUGUUGUGUUAGUACAAUGUGGCAGAACUUGGGGCUCUGGUUUUAUUGUUGAUGAAAAGAGAAGGUUGAUUGUAACUUGUAGUCAUAUUAUCAGUGAAGCAAAGGGUAACAAAUGCACCAUCUCAGUGAGGCAGAGCUACCCGAAUCAUCUCUGGUUUCAUGCAGAGGUAAUUUUUGUGCAUGAUCCAAAUGUCUUUGACUUUGCCUUGCUCAGGAUUGCCUCAACACUGGCUAUGUUAUCAAAAGACAUGGACAAAUUCAGUGCUUUAACACCAAGAUCAGAUUAUGCAUUCAAGAGAGGGGAAAAUGUUUUUGUCAUUGGGUAUUCUAUAUUUGGAAGCAGUGUACAGAAAACUGGGCCAUCUCUCACAAGUGGUGUGUUGUCAAAUUUCAGUGCAUUAAAGGGUGAGGUUGUUUUGCUUCAAUCAACAGCCGCUGUGCAUUGUGGGGGCAGUGGAGGAGCACUGGUUUCCAUGGAGACUGGUGAAUUGCUCGGAAUGGUGACAAGCAACACAAAGGAUGCAAACUCUAAACUUACUUUUCCCAACAUAAAUUAUAGCCUCCCAGUAAAUCUGAUUAUGCGCUUGAUCAAGCAUGCAUUAUCAGGACAGCAGGAUUUGGAUGAAAAAAACAAGCUGUUGUCACAGAGAAUGAGGGGGAUAUGGCAACUGCAUCAAGCUAGAGGUUCAACUAGUAAACUAUGAUGUACUUUGUGUUGUCAUCAGAUCAUAACAUAAUGCCGGUUUAUCAUCCUAGCAAACUGCCAAGUUUGAGAAAGCAUCAGUUUCCAUUUAAACAUUUGUUGUUGAGAUGCAGGGCUGCAGCAGGCCCUGAAAUAUUAGGGGUCACAAUACAGAAACAUUAAGAACAUAUUUAGGGGUACAGCCACGCCCCUACUGGUCAUUUCCUUAUAUAUUUUUUAAAUAUUGGGGGGUGGGGGGGGGGGGGCAGUACCCCAACCACUGCUACAUCUCUGAGAGGGAUAUUUCUAGAUCUCCUUACACUAUUACAAAAUUUGUAUUUCAAUUUGAAUAAAAGCAAUACCAGAGGUAUAGCUGACUAGAGCUUUAAAA
Molecule: messenger RNA, 2076 nt
Organism: Nematostella vectensis (starlet sea anemone)
Lineage: Eukaryota; Metazoa; Cnidaria; Anthozoa; Actiniaria; Edwardsiidae
Product: peroxisomal leader peptide-processing protease-like
Exons: 1
Coding region: 1-1707 (568 amino acids)
Biological process (GO): protein processing; regulation of fatty acid beta-oxidation
Cellular component (GO): peroxisome
Molecular function (GO): serine-type endopeptidase activity
Source: RefSeq, a predicted model, not a curated record